UCGGUAAUCUCCGGUCAGCACUCCCGCCGGAUCUGUCAGUCGCGUAGUACAUGUAGAGGCGAGCGCAUUGCGUGGAGUGCCCGAGUGUCGUGUGUUUUUGUUGUCUAAAUGUUUAUACCAAGUUUUAGUUGUAGGCUCGCUUUCUAACGCGGCGCGAGUUCCAGGAUCGAGUGCUCCAGUGUGAAACCCAGUGCGUGCGUGGAUGGUGUGAUAAACGCCGGCUCAGCGUUGCAGGAGCGAAGAAGUGUUGCCGGAAUCCGUCGUCACUGGUGUCUGCAAUCAUGGCGGAGCCCGACACAAAAGUGGACCGGUCCGAUCCGGACCUGAAAUAUUUGUCAGUGGACAAGUCUGCGUUCAAUGAUCCGGCUACGCAGGCCGAGUGGACGCAGAAGAGGCUGGUGUGGGUGCCGCACGAGAACCAGGGCUUCGUCUCGGCCGGCAUCAAGGGCGAGCGCGGCGAUGAGGUCGAGGUGGAGAUCGCCGAGACGGGCAAGCGGAUUUUCGUCGCCAAGGAUGACAUCCAGAAGAUGAACCCGCCCAAGUUCGACAAAGUGGAGGAUAUGGCCGAGCUGACUUGCCUGAACGAGGCCUCGGUGCUGCACAACAUCAAGGACAGAUACUACUCCGGCCUCAUCUAUGUGAGUAUAGGUUAGGUGACGUCGCGCCGGCGUACCGGCCGGGAGGGCCGGGCGGUUAUGUUGCACGGGCAGCCCAGCCCAGCCCGUCCCCACCCCAACCGGGCCUCCCAGCCCAGCCCAGCCCGGUAUGCCGGUCAGCGCCCCGAGCCGCCGGGGCUGGGCUGGGCUGAGUGAGCUGAGCAGAGCCACCGUGUGCCAUUGCCAAGGAAUUGCGUCGAGAAAAGGGAUUCCACUCGUCCCAGACAAUGUUGACGACGGCCCCCAGGCGUGAUGCACGGCCGCAGGGCUUAGCCCCGGGUGUGGCUCUGGGGGAUCCGUGCUGAGGAAUGGGGCUGCCUAAAGUGGAUUAAGUUGACAGAGUGUUGGGAUUAAUAAUCUGGCUACAGUCCGGGAAGUGUUGCCUGGGUCCAUUCUGCCAGUGAAUGGAUGGGAUAGGGUUGCGGCGAAGCAAAUUGCACUCAUUUUGCAUGCAUGCACUGUGUGGCAGUUUGAUUUGAGCAACGUUGUUUCACUGUAGCUAUAAAUGUAAAAUUUAUUGGGUACAAACUAUCCCGCUUAGUAGUUGUUAUCUAAGAAUAUUUAUAUUCCAUUUCAAUAGCACGAUAGCUGCAGAAUUUCCCAUUAAAAAUGCAAUGAAUGAACUGUUCCUUUUGUUUUUGGCAUUGGUUUCAUAGACCAUUCCCCAAAUGAAUGAGCUUGCUGCUAAGAAUUUUCACCUAUUAAGGACAUGGAGCCAGUCAGUUUUCAUUAUAUGUUAAACAUCUUUAUCUUUACCUAAAUUGAAUGAAUGGGAUUGAGAUUUGUAUGUAAUUUAUUUCACAACUCAAACAGAUGACUAUAUGAGACCGUAUUGCAGAAAUGUAUUGUCACUUCUAUUUUUAGUUCAUAUGGCCAGUUAUCUUUGAGUGCUUGCCAUCUGCAAUCCACAUAGCAACUGUUUUUAGCGUUGUUGGAUACCCUAUUCCUGCACCUCAUUUUUUAAACUAUCUUUUUUUUUA
Molecule: messenger RNA, 1636 nt
Organism: Frankliniella occidentalis (western flower thrips)
Lineage: Eukaryota; Metazoa; Arthropoda; Insecta; Thysanoptera; Thripidae
Product: myosin heavy chain, non-muscle-like
Exons: 1
Coding region: 282-653 (123 amino acids)
Cellular component (GO): myosin complex
Molecular function (GO): ATP binding; actin filament binding; cytoskeletal motor activity
Source: RefSeq, a predicted model, not a curated record